Molecule: messenger RNA, 2174 nt
Organism: Trichoplusia ni (cabbage looper)
Lineage: Eukaryota; Metazoa; Arthropoda; Insecta; Lepidoptera; Noctuidae
Exons: 7
Coding region: 1240-2097 (285 amino acids)
Source: RefSeq, a predicted model, not a curated record
UUUUAAUUAAGUUUAGGUGCUGCUUAUAACUAUUUCAUUAACUUCAGGGAUUACUACAUAAGUUAAAUGUAUUUUAAAUAUUGUAUCUAUUUUACAUAAACCAAAUUAUAAAACAUCAGGGCAAAUUACAAAGGAAAGCUGUUAAACUGACGGCAUUCGCUUAAGUGUAGAAUAAUCCGAGAAAAAAAAGGAUUUUAUGUCAAAUGCCAUAAGCUGUUUAGGAAGGUAUUUUUACUUCGUUACAUUUUUUCGGAUGUUUUCAUGCUCAAUUAAAUUUUAGCUGCCGUUACGUGUAAAUUGCCUAAAAUAAUCAUAACUGAGAAAUUUAUCUCUGAUAGUGAACGCUAUAUUUUUAAAGCAAACCUGUGUGCUUACUCCCGACAAAAUCGACUUCUGUUUCUAACGAAUUGAGAUCGACUUGGUAAUCUGAAACCGGAUAACAGCUCCAAUUCCUACAUUGUCACGAGUUAUACCUACGCUCGAUCGACGGCUAACGACGCCGAUUUUAUUGAAUCGCUAAUCCAUCUUAUUUUAGUUCGGUAGUACAUACCUCAGAACAGAAUUAAGUAGAGUCUGAAUCAAACAACCAGCGUCCCUAUGCCGCUUUUUACAAUUGCCGAUGAAUGAAUGGAAAUUGGAUUAAAUUGACAGUAGAUAUUCGUAUUCGCCUUAGCAUUUUGGCACACUAUGUGCUUGUGUUGUAAAAAUACUUGGAAUAAUACGAAUAGCGCCAAUUUAAUCCAAUUGCCAUUCAUUCAUCGGCCAUUGUAAAAUAGCAGAAUCGGGGCCCUGGACUAUUUGGUACCUACUAAGUAUUAUAUGUUUAAGUAGACGUGUAAUGAAUUAAAAGUACUGAGUUUGAAAAUCGAAUUGAUUUUUAUCUAUUAGUAAGAUUUUCUUUUGUACUAUUUGGUAUAGUUUGAUUCCUUGCAUUAAUUGUUGGAUUUGUUGGUAUGGAGCUGGUGUUCUAUCUGAAGAACCUAUACUAUGGGCUCGUGUCAUAAAUAGUUUAUGUUAGUCAUAAGUAAUAAUAUUUCCUCAAUAAUCUUAAUACCACCUAUACAUAUAAUACUUAAUACAGGCAAUAAUAUACGAAUUUUAAUAAAAAAAUUGGUAGAUUUGUAAUCUUAAAUUAUUUAAGGCAGCUAUAAUAUUUAUGUUUCUAGCAACUUGCUUCACUUUUAUCAAUGUUUCAUUCAGCGUUGUGGCACACAGAUUUCUCUCGAGUAGGAUGGAUGGAUGAGCAAACAAUACAAGAAAGUGCUCUGUAGUGGAAUCACAUGGUCGACGUUAUUUAUCCUAUUAUUUGCCGUAAAUAUUGUUGCAAGCACUCCGAAAUUUGAGAUGGUUGAAGAGUUAAGAACAUCUGUAGUAAAAAACCUUCUAUUUGUUACUAGUUUUUUUAAACUAGUCAGAAUAGAAAAACUCGUCGUACCGGAAUUGGUAGACAUUAUUUCAAAUGAUGUAAUACUGGAUUGCCAAUUUACAACGGUUGAUGACAACUUUACUUUGCAAUGGAUAUUCAACGAUGGUGUAACACCGGUCUAUGAAUGGACUCCUUAUUCAGAGCCAAAAGUCGCUGGUAUAUUGGAUGAAAGACUUGAUUUAACGUAUCGAGUUUCGCGGUUUUCGCGGGACGAACGCCGCGCGUUACGCAUCACUAAUUUGACAUCCGAACUCAGUGGAGAAUACACAUGCAUUGUAUCAAAUCAUGGGACUGAAGUUCGCAAAACUAAAGCCAUGCUGAUUUAUAGUGUCGAACGUGACUUUCAGUUAACUGCAGAAAACCGUCCUAACUCCACUGUUAUCUUCUUAACGUGUACGGCAAGAGGUGUAUAUCCGCGCCCAGAUUUAACAUUAGAAUAUAACAAUGCAAUGGUAUCUGGGCAGCUUCAACGCGUAGUACGCAAUGAUGAAGGUCUAUAUGAUGUCAUGUGUUUCGCUUACGCUGAUGUAUAUGCGGUGGGCAUCAAAUCUGUGGUUGCCUGUCGUUUGUUUCUACCACAAGCUGACUACACAGCAAUAAAGAAGAAAAUAAUAUUUAACGGAGGAAACCAAAACUUCAUUUCGAGCUGCAAGACGACUGCCAUAAAAUAAUAAGGCACGAAAAAGACACAGGGCUGGAUUCAGAGGCGUAGAAGACGUGUAGAGAGGAUCGGGAUAACGCACCUGCG